AUGCAAGCAAUGCACGAGCAAGUCUCUGAAUACUAUGGCAAGACAAUCAAGAAGACAGAAGACCUCAAAUAUGAGGCAUGCGUUGUUGGAGGCGAAGAAACAAAGCAUCAUAAACAGAUUCUCGCAAAAGUCUCACCUAAAGUCAUUGAAUCAUUUUACGGAUGUGGAUCACCAAUUCCAGACCCACUCGAAGGAACUACAUCAAUUGAUCUUGGAAGUGGAACAGGUCGUGAUUGUUUUGUUAUUUCAGCUCUUGCUGGAAAAACAGGCAACGUCAUUGGUAUUGAUAUGACACAAGAGCAAAUAGAUGUUGCAAACGAAGCAAUUGCAUACCAUAAAGAGCAUAUUCUUGAUGCAUCUCCAAUUGAAUUUAGAAAGGGAUUCAUUGAAGAUCUUCGUGCUGCUAAUAUCCCUGAUAACUUUGCAGAUGUUGUCGUUUCCAACUGUGUUAUUAACUUAUCACCACAGAAGAAAGAAGUUUUCAAAGAAAUCUACCGUGUUCUCAAAGAAGGUGGAGAAUUACAUUUCUCAGACGUCUUCUGCGAUCGCUCUCUUCCAAAGGCUGCACGUGAAGAUAAGGUUCUUGUUGGAGAAUGCAUCGGAAACGCAAUGGACAUCAAUACAUUCAUCGCUUACAUGAUGGGAGUUGGCUUCAAGGAUUUCAGAGUUGUUACAUCCCGCAUUCUAAACUUACCAGAGUUCCCUCCAGAACUUAUUGAGCCAGGAACCGUUUUCUGGAGUAUUACAAUUUCUGCUUUCAAAGGUGUUCAACAACCAGAGUGGAAGCAUGACAUUGUCAUGUACAAGGGUGGCAUCCCAGGAAGCCCAGAAACCUACAAGCUCGACGCAAACCAUUCUUUCAAGGUUGGAGAAAAAGUCCCAGUUUAUUCGAAUAUCGCUGAGAUAUUAUCCACUAAGAGAUACUCACCAUUCUUCGAGAUCAACAAGGACGAGACACGCGAAGCACCAGCUCCAGUUCCUUCUUUCAUGGAAGUUGUCUUUGCAAGCGAAGCAUCAAGUGGUAAAGGCUGCUGCUGUGGUGGUGGAAACUGCUGCUAA
Messenger RNA from Trichomonas vaginalis G3, 1059 nucleotides. RefSeq names its product arsonoacetate metabolic process. The record is from RefSeq and is a predicted model, not a curated record. The coding region runs from base 1 to 1059 and encodes 352 amino acids. Gene Ontology annotation, molecular function: methyltransferase activity. Lineage: Eukaryota; Parabasalia; Trichomonadida; Trichomonadidae. The transcript has a single exon.